AUGGGUCUCGACUACGAAGCCGUCGGCCUUGGAAACACUCCUUUGUCCAUUAUUCAAAAGGAGAAAUGCAUGAUUCCACAUGCAGAUUCUCCUCCUAUGCUUCACUUCGCCGUGAUCGUCGAGCGUGGCGAAGAUGGGAAAGUGAGGCUUCGGAUUCGCCGUGCAGGAACACGAUGCAUGCUUGAACCGACCAACACGGUAGGUUCAGGUCGAUCUUUGCCCUGGGAUAUUCUGGAUCCAUUGUCUUCCGAGUCAAACGUCCUGGGAUCGAGAGCAAGGCUGGACUGA
Messenger RNA from Plenodomus lingam JN3, 288 nucleotides. RefSeq lists its product as uncharacterized. The record is from RefSeq and is a predicted model, not a curated record. NCBI's taxonomy places the organism in Eukaryota, Fungi, Ascomycota, Dothideomycetes, Pleosporales, Leptosphaeriaceae.